CGAUAGAGGAGAAGGCUGAGCUGAUCCGACGAGACGGCGAGGUUAGACAGCUUUGGAAGGGACUAAGGGAGGCACACGAGCUCGAGUAGGCGGUCCUCAGCAGCUCAAGGCUCUUCCUCUCUCGGUCACCUCCACGUUCUCCGAGUUCCGGCGUUCGACAUCCGACGACGCGGCGUCUAGACUUACAUUCAGAUGGAAAGAAAGCAUGAUAUUGCAGAGGAAGAACAAAUAUAUCAUGCUCAUUCUAACAUAUCAAAUAACUUGGGUAAUCCGGUCAAACCUGCCCGUAACUCUUCUUGUCCAUCUGAAUCCGGAUGUGAGCAGACAGACGUGCGUGAAGUCCUAGCAAAUGGUCUCCCAAAUGAUAUAAAUCUUUACAGACAAGAUGUUGUCAGACACAUCAAGCAUGAAGGCUCGCUUGGAGUGGUUAUGGAAGUGGCCGGCGAUUUGGAUUCUGAAGGCAGUAUUACUGAUGACAGUGACAUUGAUGAUAAUGCAGAUGAGAAUAAUGUUUAUGAUGGUGUAGAUGCUGACGAUGCUAACAAAAAUGGUGAGAUGUAUGAUGGGGAGAAGAAUGAAACUCUUCCAGAUGGCCAAGUUAGAAUACUGUGGACAGAUGGGUCCGAGUCUACAGACAAUAUUAAAGAUGUCACUGUUGUAGAUAGGGGUUUCUUGCACGGGGAUAUUGUUGCUUCUAUUGCAGAUCCAACUGGACAAUUGGGCCUUGUUGUGGAUGUCAGCAUCAGGGUUGAUCUGCAAAAUUCUAAUGGAGAAAUAAUACAGAAUAUUUCCACUAAAGAUCUCAAACGCAUCAGAGAAUUCACUAUUGGAGAUUAUGUUGUCCUUGGACCAUGGCUUGGCCGUGUAGAUGAUGUUUUAGAUAAUGUGACUGUUUUGUUUGAUGAUGGAUCUGUUUGUAAAGUUGUAAAAGCUGAUCCAUUGAGACUCAAGGCAGUUUCAAGACCUGUCAUUGAUGAUGCAAAUUCUCCAUACUACCCUGGUCAGCGGGUCAGGGCGGUUUCUUCUUCGGUUUUCAAGACUUCUAGAUGGCUUUCUGGCUUGUGGAAAGCUAACCGCCUUGAAGGUACUGUUACUAAAGUUCAGUCAGCAUCUGUGAUAGUUUAUUGGAUGACAUCGGCUUACCUUGGUGUUGGCACUACUUCUGAUGAUGUUCCCUCUGAAGAACAAAAUCCAAAGGAUCUGACCCUGUUGUCUUGUUUUUCAUAUGCAAAUUGGCAGUUAGGUGACUGGUGUCUCCUUCAAGCAUCAGUUGCAAAUAAGACCUUGGAAUCUUUAAACCUUCAAGAGACCAUGGAAGGUUGUGAGACAACAUGCCCAAGAGAAUGCUUAGUGGAUGACUCUUUAGAUUACGAUUCAACGCCUAACACUAGAAGCACUGAACAAGUCUUGGCACUUCCGAAUAUACUUAAAGAUAACGAUCCAUCUGAGACAGAAAUCACACUACUUGCAGCAGUAGAUUUUAAAAAUAAUGAGGAUUCUCAUAACAAUGAUGCUAAGGAUCACCUAGUUGCUGAACAAUUGAUAGAUGGCUAUACACAGAAUUCCUGGACAUCAAAAGUUGGCAGUAACUUGAAGUUGCAGGACAGUGAUUCAAUGAAUCAGGACAAAAUGUCCGGUGAAAGUAUUCUAACAGAGUCUAUUGAUGUGAUGCCAGAGUGUGGUUCUUGCAGUAUCUCAUCAUCCAUUUCAAAGGAACCUGCUCAUGAUGGUUGGCCUGCAUAUCGCAAGAAACUCCGUAAAGUUUUAUUUAAAAGAGACAGGAAAGCUUGUAGAAAAAAUGAGACAUUUGAAAGAGCUCUUUUUAUUGUGAAUACUGUAACAAAGGUUGAUGUGGCCUGGCAAGAUGGAACAAGGGAAUAUGGAUUAGAAUCCACAUCUUUUAUUCCAAUUCGUGCUCCAAGUGAUCAGGAAUUCUUUCCUGAACAGUAUGUGGUGGAGAAGGCCUCAAAUGAAGCUGAUGAUUUGGCUGAAAAUAAUCGAGUUGGGAUAGUAAAAAGUGUGAAUUCAAAGGAGAGAACUGUUUGUGUUAGAUGGUUUAAACCAGUUUCUAGUCCAGAAGAUCCUCGAGAAUUCUCUUGUUAUGAAGUUGUAAGUGCGUAUGAACUUGACGAGCAUCCUGAUUAUGACUACUGCUAUGGAGAUGUUGUUGUUAGGCUGUCCCCAGCAUCAACUACUGAUUCAUAUCUGGAAAUUCCCUCAAAGAAUCUUGGAGAACAAGCUGAUGUUGCAGAAUCCGAGGCUGAUGUAUCUAAGAAACAUAUAGAAUGCGAUUCAGAAUAUUCAAAAGGUGAAGCAUGGGCGAAAUUUAGAUCUCUUUCCUGGGUAGGAAAUAUAACAGGCCUGCAAGAUGGUGAUAUUGAGGUGUCAUGGGCUGAUGGGAUGGUUUCAAAGGUUGGCCCUCAGGCUGUUUAUGUUGUUGGUCGAGAAGAUGAUGAAGACUCGUUUGAAGGUGGAAGUGACAUUAGCGAUGACGGUGCUAGUUGGGAAACAGUUAAUGAAAAUGAAAUGGAUGAUGAUGCUGAGAAGGAAGCUGAUUCACAAAGUGCCAACAAUAUUCCUGCUUGUGAAAACUUGCAGGACAUUCCUGAAGAAGAUACUGUUCCAGGGAAAACAGGGGCUCUUUCUGUAUCUCUUGCUGCUAUCAACUUUGUUACCAGAUUGGCCACAGGAUUGUUUUCAAGGAAUAGAAGACAUUCAGAUUUAUCAAAUUCAGAUCACAAUGACCUCGGUGGUUUGGAAGCUCAGGAUAGUCCAGUGGUUACAGUCAACGGAACAACAACUGACACAGAUUUAGAGGCUUCUGAGAACCAGAGUCAAGUGGAAACAACCGGAGAUGCUGAAAGGGUGGCAGCUGUAAUGACUGAAAGCUCAACAUCAGAUUCUGCUAGUCCAGGAGCACAUUCACAGGGUGGGACGGAGAGCUUUAAACAUUUUGACAUCAGUGAUACUCCAUCAGAUAAUUAUUUUUUAAGCAACAUUGGGCAGGGUAGUGGCGAAAGGAAAUGGGUCAAAAAGAUUCAACAGGAGUGGAGCAUUCUUGAGAAGAAUUUGCCAGAUGCUAUUUACGUGAGAGCUUAUGAGGACCGAAUGGACUUAUUAAGAGCUGUGAUAGUAGGAGCUUCUGGAACUCCUUAUCAAGAUGGUCUUUUCUUUUUCGAUUUUCAUCUUCCACCUGAAUACCCUCAAGUUCCUCCGCAAGCGUACUAUCAUUCUGGUGGUCUGCGUGUAAACCCCAAUCUCUAUGUGGACGGGAAGGUUUGCCUAAGCCUUUUGAAUACCUGGACGGGCAGAGGAAAUGAAGUGUGGGACUCUUCAUCUUCAAGCAUCCUUCAGGUGUUAGUUUCUCUUCAAGGUUUGGUUCUUAAUUCUAAACCGUACUUCAAUGAAGCUGGAUACGAAAAGCAAGUUGGAACAAUAGAAGGGGAGAAGAAUUCCAUACCCUACAAUGAGAACGCAUAUCUACUGAAUUUGAAGUCAAUGCUGUAUAUCAUGCGUCGCCCUCCCAAGCAUUUUGAAGCUUUUGUCAAGGAUCACUUCCAAAGACGUGGCUAUUAUAUCCUCAAAGCCUGUGAGGCUUACAUGGCUGGUUGCUUAAUUGGGACACUUACCAAGGACGCCUGCACAACUGAAAAGAGUAAGGAACAGUCCUCUUCUGUUGGUUUCAAGCUAAUGUUAGCUAAAAUCUUGCCAAGAUUGCUUGCCUCAUUAACUGAAAUUGGAGUCAAUUGCCAUCAAUUUGAACACCUAAUCAUGUCUUAAAAAAACUCUCAUUUAAAUCAAUCCAUCUUUUAAUUCAAGGCUUAGGCUUCUGAGACUCUGUUCUUGGCUGCUGUGAAAAUAUUUUUCCAGCUUGGAAAUGAAGGGCUGUGAUUAUAUAAGCCCUGCAUUCAAAUUUCUUUUUUGUAUUAUUCUCUCUCUCUCUCUCUCUCUCUCUCUCUCUCUCUCUCUUCCUUUGUUUUAUCUGCUGGCAUUGUUUGAAAUUGUUCAAAAUGAAAGAGAGAAGAUGAUAAAAACCUGUAGCGGUAUAGGUGGUAAUUGGUGUCAUUGCUCAUCAAUGAGAAUUUGAUGUUUUCAUAGGCUGGAAGUUAAACAUUGUAAUUAUAUGCACAUUUGAUCUCUUAUUGAGGCCAUUUUGAGCUCAGCCUGUUUUCUUUGCA
This is a messenger RNA of Dendrobium catenatum, 4178 nucleotides long. Its product is annotated as probable ubiquitin-conjugating enzyme E2 23. The coding region runs from base 193 to 3780 and encodes 1195 amino acids. NCBI's taxonomy places the organism in Eukaryota, Viridiplantae, Streptophyta, Magnoliopsida, Asparagales, Orchidaceae. The transcript is spliced from 8 exons. The record is from RefSeq and is a predicted model, not a curated record.